Medioppia subpectinata is the source of this 1845-nucleotide messenger RNA. NCBI's taxonomy places the organism in Eukaryota, Metazoa, Arthropoda, Arachnida, Sarcoptiformes, Oppiidae. The record is from the annotation of a GenBank genome assembly.
AUGUAUAUUGAUAUGAGUAAUAAAGUGUACAGCAAAGCCCGGCCGACACCACAACCACUACUAUUGUGUGAUUAUAGUCAACGCGACGCAACGCGUUCACCAUCGAUGGCCAACUCUACGCGCGCCGUCACAGACACCGGACACGUGAUCGCCGGCACCAGUACUACAGCCGCCACAGACACCGGCGACGGCAACAUCACUGUCACUGCUGUCACCGCCGAUGGUUACGACAGCGGCGGUGACGACACCCCAGCCCUACGCCAAGAGAUCACACGUCUUCGGCAACUGAUCGACAUUCUGGACAACAUCCGGAUCUACUCGUUGCCGCUCAUCAACGACUGUCACUGUCAGCGCCAGUCGUCGCCGGCGCGGCUCCAGAAGUAUCGCCGCUUUAACGCCAUCUACGAGGACCUGAAGGCCAGUCACCUCCGGUCGCCCAUUAAGCGCAACAAUCAUCACCCGAUUAUCAUCUCCGGCGCCAUCGCCGCCGCCAACGACGGCAGAGCCUGUAGUGUUGUCGACACCGGCGGCGACGAUAGCACAGACAUUACCGUUGAGAUCGUGUCCGUCGCCGAUGACAACGACCAACAGUCGGAUGUGGAUGUCGUUGACACUAAACAUUGUGAUCUGAAUGUCGAGACCGAAACGGAUGAGAAUGAAGAGAAUAUAGCGGUGGACCCGAACCCGAAUGUGCCGCCAUUGACACAGUGGCCACCGCUGCCCAUCAACACUACCGCCACCGACAGCACCUGCGCUAUAGUGGGCGCGCUAUACACGUGCUAUGAGUGUGACCACGACUUUCCCACACAACUGGAUCUCGACGUACACACAGAACGGAUCCAUUUGACCGGCGAUGAGGCGGUCGGUGUCGCCGUUCACAGCUAUGUCUGCGACAAGUGUUACGAAGUGUUUGACACCGAAGACCGACUGCACCGGCAUUUCAGUCAACGUCAUCGCACGAAGAGGUUGUUUGGCUGCGAUCAGUGCCCGUACAAGACGUUGAGCGAGAAAUACCUGUUGAGACAUAAGGCCGGCUAUCACUCGCCGCGCGGGAGUCCCGCACGAAAGGCCAGUCCCUAUAAGAGUCCGCAGAGACUGAGAAGUCCGCCAAAGUUGAAGCACCGAAGCCCUCAACGGAGUCCACAGAAGAGUCCCCGAAGUGUCGAUACAAAUGCAGCACUCGUUGAGAAAAUGGAGAGCAUAUUUGAAAUCAUAUACGGAGUGAACGAACGCGAUCACAGGUACCAGAGCUCGGGUUCCGGUCACCGGUCAACGGGUGGUCAACACAGUCGGGACAACGACAACACCGGACCCGCUAUUGAACUGGUAAAGAGCAGUGGCGGCCAAAAAGCCGAACCAAUGAUCGACACGAUCACAACCGGUGAUCAGUGUCCCAUAUGUUUGGACAUAAUGUGCGAACCGGUAACAGAUGGUCACAAUUGCGGCGACACCCGGAGCCUCACCUGUCGGCACCGGUUCCACAAGAAGUGCCUCAAGUCGUGGUUCGCCCACCGGAUGACGUGUCCGGUGUGUCGGCAACGGGUGGCCAAACGCGACCGUAAGUGCAGCGCCGAUAUCACUCAUACUGUGCCGACGGGUUACGAGUCGGAUGAGGGCGACGAGUACGCCGGUAUGGAUCCGGCGGUCAUUAUGCGGGCGUACAGCUCGUGGAUGGCCGACGACUACAUGAUUAUGGCUCACGGCGGCGCUCCCUCUAUCAAUAUCUGGUCAUUUUUCACGGGCUUUACCCGCCGGUCACCGCAGCCGCCGCCCCGACGCUCGCUUACCUCAUACCUCAUGUACGGCGCCGACGGUCACGGCUUUCACGACUACUUCUUGUUUUAG